This is a messenger RNA of Capsicum annuum, 2040 nucleotides long. RefSeq names its product probable leucine-rich repeat receptor-like protein kinase At1g35710. The annotation marks the transcript as partial. The record is from RefSeq and is a predicted model, not a curated record. Gene Ontology annotation, molecular function: protein binding. The transcript has 2 exons. Lineage: Eukaryota; Viridiplantae; Streptophyta; Magnoliopsida; Solanales; Solanaceae.
AUGACCAAAACCAACAUUACCACUGAUCAAUUGGCUCUUCUCUCUUUGAAAUCCCAAAUCAUUUCAGACUCUUCUCACUUCUUGGAUGAAAGUUGGUCUCCCGCUAUUUCUGUUUGUCAUUGGGUGGGAGUCACUUGUGAUUCUCGCCACCAGCGAGUGAAGUCCUUGAAUCUUUCUAACAUGUCUCUUUCAAGCAAGAUUCCCCAUGAAUUUGGAAAUCUCUCAUUUCUUGUUUCUCUUGACUUGGGAAGCAACAAUUUCCAUGGAAAUUUGCCUCAAGAAAUGGCACACUUGUGUCGGCUUAAGUUCCUUGAUUUAAGUGUCAACAACUUCAGAGGGGAGAUUCCUUCUUGGUUUGGAUUCUUACACCAACUUCAAGUUCUAAAUCUUAGGAAUAAUAGUUUCACCGGUUCCAUCCCUUCUUCAUUUUCUAAUAUAUCCACACUUGAUACUUUGAAUCUGAAUUUCAAUUCCAUAGAGGGUCAGCUACCAAAAGUGAUUGGAAACCUUAGAGAAUUAAAGUUGAGGGGUAACAAUCUCAUAGGCUCUAUUCCUCCGUCACUCUCGAAUGCCUCAAAGUUGGAGACUUUAGAUAUAUCUUAUAAUUCACUUCAACGAAACAUCCCAGAAGGGAUCGGCAAUCUUCACAACAUGAACUGGUUGGCCAUACAACAUAAUCAACUUACGGGUUCUAUACCAUUCACAAUUUUCAAUAUUUCUAGGAUCGAAUUCAUUUCAUUUACUGGCAAUAACUUAUCAGGAAGUCUUCCUAAUGGUUUAUGCAAUGAUCUGCCAAUACUCAAAGGGCUUUAUCUAUCCAAAAACAAUCUUCAUGGUCAUAUGCCUACAACCAUGCCAAAUUGUUCUCAACUUCAACUAUUGGGUUUAACACGUAAUGAGUUUGAUGGACCAAUACAUAGUGAAAUUGGAAGAUUGAGUAACUUGCAGUUAUUGCAUCUUGGAGAUAACCAUUUCACAGGUGAAAUACCCAAAGAGAUAAGCAAUUUCACUGAGUUGGAGGAACUUGAUCUUUCGGAUAAUAGUUUUAGUGGUUCACUUGAUAUGGAGAUCUUCAGAAUAUCAGGGCUGAGAAAGAUUUCACUUACAAACAACAAUAAUCUAUCAGGAAUCCUCCCACCAAACAUGUGUUCUAUUUUACCCAACAUUGAAGAGCUUUAUCUGGGCUACUUAGCCAAUCUUGUUGGGACUAUUCCUCAUUCCAUCUCCAAUUGUUCAAAACUUACUAAUCUUGACUUUUCAGGCAACAAACUCACUGGCUUGAUUCCCAAUUCUCUUGGACAUUUGACUCAUCUACAGUUUGUAAAUUUUGGGGAUAACAAUUUAAGCAGUGACUCAUCAUUAAGCUUCCUGACUUCCUUAACCAGGUGUAGAAAUUUAAAAGUUCUUUCUCUAUCUUUGAACCCACUAAAUGGCAUGCUUCCGGUGUCCGUAGGGAACUUUUCCACAUCUCUAAUAAAAUUUUAUGCCAGCAUUUGUAAAAUCAAUGGGCAAAUUCCAAAGGAAGUUGGGAACUUAAGCAGCUUAUUAGACCUUAGACUUUCUGGAAACAACUUGGUGGGAUCAAUUCCCACAUCAAUUGGCAACUUGGAAAACCUUCAGCGCUUAAGAUUGUUUGACAACACUCUUACAGGAUUUAUUGGAGAUCAUAUAUGUAAAUUGCAGCAUUUGGGUGACAUUUACUGCGGUCAAAAUCAAUUUUCAGGAUCGUUUCCUUAUUGUUUGGGGAAUAUGACUUCUCUUAAGGAGAUAGAUCUUAGUUCCAACAAAUUGAGUUCUAGUAUACCACCAAGCUUAGGGAACCUUCACGAUCUAGUGGUUCUUGACUUAUCGUCAAACUACAUGGGUGGUUAUUUACCUCAAGAAAUUGGAAAUCUAAAGGCUUUAACAAAGCUGGAUCUAUCAAAAAAUCAAUUUUCAAAUAGAAUUCCAAGAGAAAUUGGAGGAUUACAAAAUCUGGCACACCUUUCUUUGAGACACAACGAGUUGCAAGGAUCCAUACCUGACUCAAUGAGCAACAUG